This is a messenger RNA of Periophthalmus magnuspinnatus, 2121 nucleotides long. Its product is annotated as zinc finger protein 180-like. The record is from RefSeq and is a predicted model, not a curated record. Gene Ontology annotation, biological process: regulation of transcription by RNA polymerase II. Bases 211 to 1620 code for a protein of 469 amino acids. NCBI's taxonomy places the organism in Eukaryota, Metazoa, Chordata, Actinopteri, Gobiiformes, Gobiidae. Gene Ontology annotation, molecular function: DNA-binding transcription factor activity, RNA polymerase II-specific; RNA polymerase II cis-regulatory region sequence-specific DNA binding. The transcript has 4 exons.
UGGCGACGUUCACACCAUCUUUUGCAGACAUAUCUUUGCUCCGAUUUCUAUCUUCAACAAAAACGCACUGACAGCGAGUUUACUCACAAACCCCGACUUUUGCAUCCCCUAUGUCAGCAUUUUAAGCUCUCUUCUGCGGGUAACGUUACCACAACCACCCGCUGUGUGCACAAUCAGCGCGCAAAAACAAAAACUAGCUCGAAACGGGCUAUGAUGGCGGCGGACUGUGUUGGUUUCCAGGCUCAGAUCGCAUCCAUCGUGGAGAUUUUGGCUAAUUCUGCCGUGGCCGAGAUCUGUAAACUGGUGGAGGACGGAUAUGCAGCACUCCGGUCCCAGAUGGAGCAGGAGCGGGAGGAAAGCGAGAAGGAGAACGAUGCUCUGCGGCAAAAACUGCGCCAAAUGGAUGCGAAAGUGCGCAGCUACGAGCGGAAAAUGAAGAGACGGAGCAACAACCAGCGAGAAGAAGCAAGCAUGCACGCUGUUCAUUUGAUGCCACAAGAAGUGCCCGAAGGCCUGAUUGUACCUGUCACUGUUGGAGAAGAGGACAAGGUGAUUGAACACAGUUCAGCGCUUCCCGUAAAACAGGAAAUGGCGGAUAAAGAGGACUGUAACCUGGAUCUGAAAGUUGAGCUGAACAUCAGAGCAGAGUGUGGUGAGUCCAAUGCUCUGGAGUCUAAUGAAGAAACCUCUACUGUAGCUGAAAACAUCACUCCCCCCACUUCUCAAACUGUACCCUCUUCCACUGAUGCCACCAUAGACUUAACUUGCCGACCCCGAGCUAAGCGCAAAUCCACUAAACCUGUCGCUAACCCUGCUAGUAUGACCCCUACUCUGACUGCAGAAAGCCCUAUUAAACCAGAAAUUCAAGUCAUUGACGAUGGAGAGGAUGAUCAACCAUCUCAACUUCCUGCUAAUUUAACAACUGAGGAAACUAGCCCUGAGCGUUUGAACAAUUUGGGAAUGGAUUUAGCCUGGAUGCAAGAGCGCGUGACACAUUUGGGAGCUGCAUAUGCGGUCGCUCAACUUGGAUUGGGCAAUUCUGAUUCGGGCCACACCUCUUUCCAAUCGCAAGCGAGCGGCGAUAGCUUGGAAGGCCCUCCUACAAUGAUUUUCCCAUCAUCCGCGCAUGAAAUGGCUGCGUUUGCUGCUACUUUUGACUUGUCCGCAGUUGUAGCAAGCUCUCAAAACCCACCCACGUUAACACAACCCACUCCUCCUCAAGCCACGGCCACUUCUGCCUCGACAACCAAUCAGAGGCGCUCUUAUAGGAGUUCAAAAGAACCAGUCGCAUGUAAUAUUUGCGGUAGAGUUUUUCCCAGUGCGGCAACAUUGGAGUUACAUCAACGUACACAUUCAGGAGAGCGACCAUACACCUGUCCACAUUGUGGUAAAGGAUUUGCCCAACCAAAUAAUCUGCGAGUCCAUUUGCUAAUUCACACCGGAGAGAGGAGGUACAGGUGCACACUUUGUGGUAAGAGUUUUAUUUCGUCCAGUCACUUAAAGAGGCAUCGCACGGUCCACACACAGGAGAAGCCGUACAGCUGUGCCAGAUGUGGGCAGUCCUUCAGCCAGAUGUGCAGCGUGAGGAGGCACCGGCAGCAGUCUCAGUGUGGACUCUAGACUGUCAAAAAACAGCAAAAAUAAAUAUGUACAUGAGUUAAAAUGACUUCAGCUCAGAACGUUUGCAUUGUUUUGAUUAAUGGCGUGACUUGGAAGUUGUAUUGAUUUGGUUGGAAAAUAUUUCUCAUGGUGGGCAGGUACUCCUGGUCUGGAAGUAAUAUUUCCUUAUUUUGCCCAUAGACUUUCUAAAAAUAUAUAUUAAAUUAGUUUAAAGUUAGAAGUAGGCUUAUCAGCUAUGGGGUAACUCUUUGAAACUGAAAUUACAUUUUAAUAAGUUAUAAUAAAAGUUUGCUGUAUUUUCAAGUUUGAAUGUGUUUAUUUUUUAUAUAAUUGAGUUAUAAUUAAGUUACCCCAUAGCUGAUUAGCUCCUGUCAUGCCUUUAAACUCCAAUUCUUUUUAAUACAUUUUUGAUCUGCUAGUAAAUUUUAGUUUUUAUCUUAAGAUGAUUUGUGCUACAAAAAUAAGCCCUGGUGAAAACUAAAAUAUAUUUAAAAAUAUUGU